GUGUACUUCAUAUCCCGUCCAACAGGGGGCCGAUAAACGUCAACAUUUCCCAGUAACUAUUUGCUUGAGUUAUGCUGGUUAAAAACCCUGUUUGAGUACACUCAGUUAGCCAAAAUCUGCUUAAUUUAACAUUCACAUUAUGAACGGUGCUAUGCACGACUCUGGCGUGGUGGAUAUUCAGCUGAAAAGAGGACCAGCUGGACUAGGGUUCAACAUUGUAGGAGGUGUGGACCAGCAAUUUGUGUCAAAUGACUGUGGAAUCUACGUGGCCAAAAUUAAAGACAAUGGUGCAGCCGCACUGGACGGCAGAUUACAAGAAGGCGACAAAAUCUUGGCAAUUAAUGGACACAAAUUGGACAACCUAUUGCACAGUGCGGCUGUGGAGCUUUUCCGAUCAGCAGGGGAAAAUGUACAGCUACGUGUACAACAGAGGCAUACGAUGCCACUUGUGAACGGCCCUUCACGCCCCCGACCUGAUAACGACCCGUCUUACUUUGCUCUGAAAAUGCUCGGUAUAACUUUGGCAUCAGUUGUACUGCUCACGUUUGUCUGUAUACGCCUUCGACCGCAUAUGAAGAGGCAUUUUUAAAUCUCAGAAGUCAUUCACGAAGAGAGAGAAUCUUUUCCGGUGACAAAUUUCAUAUUCCCCCUGCUUUAUAGUGCUAUACUCCAUAGGUAGGACUCACUAGGUAGAACUGGUUAGUGUCCCAGGGACAUCAAUUGAAUACAAAAGGUUAAGAAAUAUUCAAUUUCAAUCUAGGCACCCCCCCCCCCCAUCAUUGACAUGCCAUUUUUCUUGUAUAAAGUCCAAGACCUGAGAAAGAGCCUUUUUCCUGUCAGUUAAGGUUAUUUUUGAAGGUACUGGACUGACAAAGAUCAUUUUGUUAGAAGCAGUAAUUCAGUAGGUUGUGAUCGGUAUACCACGUACGCCACAAACCUGCUACAUACUGUAAGCACACUAUUUCCCCCCUCCCCUCCCCCGUGUUUCACAUUAACCAAAAAGUUUUUGUUUCCAUUUUUGUCUGAAUAACCUUUCAAUGUUGUUGACGUGUUGGUCUAAUAAACAGUAUACUUUGUAAUUCAUUAUGGGAAAAAAUAACACUUGCCGAUGUUACCUGAUGAGUUGAGACAACUGCAGUGCAAAUGUAAUUUUAAAAUAGACCAAUUUCAUAUUGAGAUGAUUUGUUCAGAAUGUUUCAUUUUGAAUGGUACUUGUUGCCACCUCCUGAUUGAUUUUCGUGAUUAAGUGUAACAAUUCUAAAGUUUUGGUGUAUUUUGCAGGUUUCACAGUUUGUGUUGCAUUGUAAUAAUUAUAAAACGUCAUCCUAGACAUUAAUAUAAUUGAAUUGGCAUAAAGGUUUGAUUCACUUAAAUUAUGUAAUUUAAUGCUGUUGAUAACCUGUUUUGAAUUUGACUUAUGCUUGAUUCACUUUUGGAUUUAUUCAAAGGUGUUUUCACUUGCACUGAUGUCGUCUAAAUUCAGUCAAAUGGUAAUGCAGGAGAUCAGUGAAAUUGUAAUAUUGUAGAAAGGAAUUGUUUAAAUGUUCAUAAGUACUGAGCUGCGUUGUACUUUAAAUUUGGAGCUGAUCAUUGAACUUAUCAUUUUUAUAAUAUGCAAGGGUUGACAGUUACACUAGCUGAGUUUGCAGUAUAUUAAGUAAUCAGGUCUUAGUUAUGUAAGACCUUAUUACUUGAGUCUUGUAUGAAUGAAUUUACUCAUUUGUCACAGAUGAAAAUUCUGUGGUUGCUAUGAUUAUAAAGUGAUGUUUAUAAAGAAGUGAUGCCAAUUAAACUGAGUAGACAUUAAAGCAUUCUUGCACUGAAUAUAAUGAAAGUUGGUGAAUUUUGCCAUGGAAAAAUUACUAGUAAAUGAAAAUGCUCAUCCUUCAAAUUACUAGUAAACAUAAAUCCUCAUAGAUCAGAACUAGAAAUGGCAGUAAAUGAAACCGGAUUUGCAUUUAUUUUAUACCAUGUUAUAGAGCAGAUCUUUAAAAAUCUUUCCUGCACUCAUGUAACUUAUUCAUAAAUUAAAGUGCUGGUGUUGGAGGGAAAAAUGGAACGGUAUCUCCUAUCUUGAUAUUUUUUGGAAAUCUAUUGGACCUAUCAGCUAUAUAGAUCCAGUAAAUAAGACUGUCAUUUGUUUUAUAAAUGUGCUCUUUAAAGGUAAAAGAGCAGGGUUAGGAUAUUGUAUUCGUUGAAAGCUUGUAUAAUUUAAUAAAUCACUUUUUUUUUACAGCA
Messenger RNA from Paramormyrops kingsleyae, 2238 nucleotides. RefSeq names its product synaptojanin 2 binding protein (gene synj2bp). The record is from RefSeq and is a predicted model, not a curated record. Gene Ontology annotation, biological process: embryo development; receptor localization to synapse; cell-cell adhesion. Gene Ontology annotation, cellular component: cell junction; basolateral plasma membrane. Gene Ontology annotation, molecular function: protein kinase binding. NCBI's taxonomy places the organism in Eukaryota, Metazoa, Chordata, Actinopteri, Osteoglossiformes, Mormyridae.